AUGGUGGAAGGCAGAGUAGUUAUCGUCUCCGCUCUACAAUUCGCUUGCUCCGAUGAUGUCUCCACAAACGUAGAUACUGCCGAAAGAUUGGUCAGAGCAGCUCAUCAGAAGGGUGCAAAAAUCAUUCUUAUACAGGAGUUAUUUGAGGGUUAUUACGUCUGUCAAGCACAGAGGGAGGAUUUCUUUCAGCGUUCUAAACCCUAUAAGGAUCACCCUACAAUAUUGAGGAUGCAGAAUCUUGCAAAAGAAUUGGGAGUAGUAAUACCAGUUAGCUUCUUUGAGGAGACAAACAACGCACAUUACAAUUCAGUGGCUGUAAUUGAUGCUGAUGGAACUGAUCUUGGACUUUAUAGAAAGUCACAUAUCCCAGAUGGGCCAGGUUACCAGGAGAAAUUUUACUUCAAUCCAGGUGACACUGGUUUCAAGGUAUUUCAAACUAAAUUUACCAAAAUUGGAGUAGGAAUUUGCUGGGAUCAGUGGUUUCCAGAGGCAGCUCGCGCUAUGGCACUUCAAGGAAAGGAGAUAAUUCAGACAGAACAUGGCAAAAGUGAGAUCACAUUCUACGGGAACUCUUUCAUAGCAGGACCCACAGGAGAAAUAGUUGCUACUGCUGAUGAUAAUGAAGAAGCAGUUCUUGUCGCAGAAUUUGAUCUGGAUAAAAUUAAAUCCAAGAGAUAUAGCUGGGGGGUGUUUCUUGAUCGGCGUCCGGACUUAUACAAGGUUCUUUUGACCUUAGAUGGCAGCAACAUAUCUCUAUGA
Fraxinus pennsylvanica is the source of this 759-nucleotide messenger RNA. The record is from the annotation of a GenBank genome assembly. Lineage: Eukaryota; Viridiplantae; Streptophyta; Magnoliopsida; Lamiales; Oleaceae.